Molecule: messenger RNA, 5365 nt
Organism: Fukomys damarensis (Damara mole-rat)
Lineage: Eukaryota; Metazoa; Chordata; Mammalia; Rodentia; Bathyergidae
Gene: Nod2
Product: nucleotide binding oligomerization domain containing 2
Exons: 10
Coding region: 617-3082 (821 amino acids)
Biological process (GO): regulation of apoptotic process; positive regulation of canonical NF-kappaB signal transduction; defense response to bacterium
Cellular component (GO): cytosol
Molecular function (GO): protein binding
Source: RefSeq, a predicted model, not a curated record
AGGUUUAGGACCUGCUGGCAGGAUCCUGACGUCGCGGCUCGUGACACUUCUCCUUAGAAAAGGGACACAAACCUGGCCUGAUGGCAGGUUAACUCAUGAUGGUAUUUUGUCACAGGACAGCAAAGCUGACUGAUACAGACUGAGGUCAAGAAAUUCUCAGUAACUGGGCCAGCCAUGCUUAGAGUGCACUGGAUGACACAUGCGGGAUAUAGAAGCAGAAAAACCAGACAUCGCUCCCUGCUUUCAUGGAUUGCAUGUUGUCGAAAGGAGCAUCAGCAAGUAAAUAACAAGAAGAAGAGGACAAUAGUGACUUGGAACUAGUAAUAACCGAAGUAGAGAGGAGAAGGCAAUGGAGAUGAACUGAUGCAUUUGGACUGAAGAGUGGAAAUCUGACCAGACCUUGACCAAAGAUGGCCUGGCUGUGCUGGUUCCUUGGCCAAUGUGCCUCGAGGGCCAGAUGAUCUAGGGUCUCCAGAUGGAAUGGAAAUAGCAGGUGUGCCGCCCUGGGCAUUCACCAGAUGACAGCUCCUUGCUUGGAGGUGGGUACAAGGAGGAGACCCUCUCGACCAGGAGGAACUGCCUUAAUUCCUGGUUUACAGCCAACUCUGCAGUAGGGAUGCCCUCUCUCCCAGGCUGCCAGACAUCAGGUCGUGAAAUGAACUCACGGGAAGCUUUCCAGGCACAGAGGAGCCAGCUGGUGGGGCUGCUCGUGUCAGGGUCCCUGGAAGGCUUUGAAAGCAUCCUGGACUGGCUGCUGUCCUGGGAGGUGCUCUCCUGGGAAGAGUAUGAGGGCCUCCGCCUCCUGGGCCAGCCCCUCUCCCAAGUGGCCAGGCGCCUGCUGGACACGAUUUGGAACAAGGGCAGCUGGGGCUGUCAGAAAUUCUUUGCGGCUGUCCAGCAGGCCCAGGCUGACAGCCAGUCCCCUGAGCAGCAUGAUAGCUGGGACCUCCACUCAGGCCACCCUGCCCGAGACCUGCUGAAUCACCGACCAGCCAUCGUCAGGAAGCUGUACAGCCACGUGGAGGAUGUGCUGGCUGUGGCCAGGGAGCGGGGUUUCAUUAGCCAGUAUGAAUGUGAUGAAAUCAGGUUGCCCAUCUUCACGGCAUCCCAGAGGGCCAGAAGGUUGCUAGAUCUUGCCACAGUGAAAACAAAUGGAUUGGCUGCCUUCCUCCUUCAGCACCUUCAGGAAUCACCAGCCCUGUUGUCCCUGCCUUUUGAGGCUGCUGAAUGCCAAAAAUACAUAUCCAAGCUGAGGGCAACGGUAUCUGCUCAGUCUCGCUCUCUCAGUACCUACGAUGGGGCAGAGACUCUCCGCCUGGAAGACAUUUACACGGAGAACAUCCUGGAGCUCCGAAUGGAGGUGGGCAUGGUUGGUGCCCGGAAGAAGAGCCCUGCCACCCUGGGCCUGGAGGAGCUCUUUAGCACCCAAGGCCACCUCAAUGAAGAUGCUGACACCGUGCUGGUGGUGGGUGAGGCAGGCAGCGGCAAGAGCACACUCCUGCAGCGGCUGCACUUGCUGUGGGCUACUGGGCAGGACUUUCAGGAAUUCCUCUUUGUCUUCCCGUUCAGCUGCCGGCAGCUGCAGUGUGUGGCCAAACCGCUGUCUGUAAGGACACUGCUCUUUGAGCAUUGCUGUUGGCCUGAUGUCGGUCAACAGGUUGUCUUCGAGUUCCUCCUUGACCACCCUGACCGUGUCCUGCUGACCUUUGAUGGCUUUGAUGAGUUCAGGUUCAAGUUCACGGACCAAGAGCGUCACUGUUCUCCAACUGACCCUACAUCAGUCCAGACUCUGCUUUUCAACCUUCUUCAGGGCAACUUACUGAAGAAUGCCCGAAAGGUGUUAACCAGCCGUCCGGAUGCUGUGUCCGCCUGUCUCAGGAAGUACGUGCGCACAGAGUGUCACCUCCGGGGCUUCUCAGAGGAGGGCAUUGAGCUGUACCUGAGGAAGUGCCAUCAGGACCCCGAUGUAGCAGACCACCUCAUCCAGCUGCUCCGAGCGACCUCUGUCCUGCAUGGUUUGUGCCACCUUCCUGUCUUCUCUUGGAUGGUGUCCAAAUGCCACCAGGAACUAUUGCUGCAGAAUGAGGGGUCUCCCAAAACCACCACGGAUAUGUAUCUCCUGAUCCUGCAGCAUUUUCUGCUGCAUGCCUCCCCUCCAGAUGCCAUCUCCCAUGGCCUGGGACCUGGCCUCCUUCAGGGCAAGCUGCCCUCACUCCUGCACCUCGGCCACCUGGCCUUCUGGGGCUUGGGCAGUUGCUGCUAUGUGUUCUCAGCCCAGCAGCUCCAGAUGGCACAGGUUGAUGCUGAGGACAUUUCUCUUGGCUUCCUGGUGCGUGCCCAAGGUGUGGUGCCAGGGAGUGCGGCGACCCUGGAGUUCUUGCACAUUACUUUUCAGUGCUUUUUUGCUGCGUUCUACCUCGUGCUCUGCGCUGAUGUGCCAACAGCCUCGCUCAGACACCUCUUCAAGUGUCACAGGGCAAGCAGCUCCCAGCUGACCAGGCUGCUACCCGCACUGUGUGUCCAGAGCCCCAGGACCAAAGAGGGCAGUGUGACGGCUUUGCUCCAGAAGGCUGAGCCACACAACCUUCAGAUCACUGCAGCCUUCCUAGCAGGGCUGUUGUCCCGGGAGCACCUGGACCUGCUAGCUGAGUGCCAGGUGUCCGAGAAGGCCCUGCUCCGGCGCCAGACCUGUGCCCGCUGGUGUCUGGCCCGCAGCCUCCGCAAGCACUUCCAUUGCAUCCCUCCGGCCGUGCCAGUUUGCGUGAUAACAAUAUCUCAGACCGCGGUAUCUGCAAGCUCAUUGAACAUGCUCUGCACUAUGGGCAGCUGCAGAAACUGGCGUGAGUCAGGCUGGGCUGUGGACACUGGGACUUUGUACCCUAGUCUUGCUCCAGGUCGAGCUUCCUGGGCAGCUAUGAGUGAGAGAUGGGUCAGGGCAGGGGAGUUGCAUGACUGGAGGGUACAGGGUGACCCCUGCCUGGAGGGAAUGGGCAAGCCUGGAUUUGAGGAUUCACUGGCCAUGCACCUUGUCCCCAUGUGUCCUCUCUCUCACAACACAACAGUCUGUUCAACAACAAAUUGACUGACGGCUGCACACACUCCAUGGCCAAGCUCCUUGAGUGCAAGCAGAACUUCUUGGCGUUGAGGUGAGCCCUGGUUUUCCUUGUGCCCUGGAAACUAAUUUUCCCAAAGCCGAAUCAGUGUAGUCCUGUUUCUACCCUGGCCUGGCCCCUAGUGAGCUUGUGACCUCUGUCAUAGGACACCCAGAGCUGGGUUUCUCCAGUGCUGUGGCCUCUUCUGGGCCUGCGCUGCUGGGGGCUUCCUGCCCUCUGGACCUUUAACCCUCAGGGUGAACAAGUUUCCAGGCUCUUUGCUUUCCCUGUGUCUCUACGUGUCACAAGUUCUCUGGCAGUACUGGUUCUGUGGUACACAUUGAGUGCAUUGGGAGAUGCACACACAGUCACUUGUCACCACAGUGGGCAGCCAUUGACCAAAAUGCUCCCAGAGGCUUUUCACCAUUUGGAGAAGGCGAGGUGUGCCUCUAUCCAGGAGGCCUGCUGUUCUGCUGCUGGAGAGUCUCUCUCCUAUGAGAUGCCAUUGAAAUGCCCCUCCAGUUGGCCCCUGGCUUGGCUUGGCCUUCUCUUUAGCCUGGUCUUGUCUCCUUAAUGAAUUGCGGCCAAAAAUUCUUUUCACUUGCCGGGAUGGAUGUGGGGAUGGGAGCUGCCAUUUAAUAACUUGGCCAUGAAGCUUAGUCUCUGCCAGGGCUGCCUAGGCCAGGCCAUAGCCACUGGGGAGAAUUUGUGCAAGAUUCUGUUCUGCUAUUGUCACCACCCACCCCAUCCACCCAGGGAGGAGUGUGGGUGGCACAGGAUUCUGGGAUCUGUGGCCAGUACACUGUCAUCAUUUGAAAGCAGGGGCUCUGGAACUAGUCAGCCCAUGAUGUGUGAAUCUAGGAACCCCAAGAUUUGAAACCUCAACGGUUGUGUGACCUUGGGUCAGUUUUGUGUCUCUGUGUCUCUCUUUCCCCUCCUGUAAAAUGAGAGUAAUGGUUAUAGCCAUCUCAGAGGUGGUUUGCUGGGGAAGUGAGUUAAUAUAUGUAAAGCACUGGUGCAGUACAGUAAGUGCUUUAUAUAGCAAGCUCAAUGAAAGCUCGUGGGUAAAUUAUGUAAGCUCACAGAUUGUCUAUCCUUAUGCUAAAGCCUCCAAGAAGGGAUUAGAUGUGCAACAGAUUUAUUGGAGAAAAUGCCUCCAAGUUUGAAUGAAGAGAGAGCUUGAGGAGGCUGGGACAUGUGACCCUGCCUGAAAGAGAGAGGGAGAGAAGGAAGAAAGGAAGGAAGCUUGGGAGGCAGGUGAAUGUCUGUGGAACUCUGGGGCACCCUCAGCCCAGUCUACCUUGCAGGGGGGUCUCCCCAGUUUCAUUCACUAGCUAGGAGCAGCCUGUGAGAAGCUGGUUGUGGGGUUGGACUUCAGAGCACAGCAGCCUGAAGGAAUAACUCAGAGAGCUGAGGUUGGAGGUCUGAGAAACACAAUCUCAUGGCACCAACCCCUUCUCUAAGGGGAUAAUAACACCUGCCUCGUAAGGUUGUCAUGAGCCAGAGUGGCCUGGAGCUCUUUGACAGAUGAAAACACACAUGUUUAUUCCAGGAAGCUGGGAGUUGUGGAUGAGAGUUCCAGGAGCUUCUUGGACUCUCCCAGAGGGGUCUAGAUUUGGCUGCAGCUGGAGCCUUCCUUGCUGGGACCCCUUGUUCCCUUUCUCCUGCAGCAGCCCUCUUAAGGUUGGCAGGGUGCUCCCAGGAGGAUAGCUCAGGACCCUUGUUCAGCCAACUGGCCUGGUCCUGCACAACCACCUCAGACUGAACAGGUAGAUGCUUGGUGCAGUAGGUAGAUGCUCCCUAUGGCUACAGAGGAUCUGGAUUUGGGAAAUCCACAGGGGCACCUUUCCUCUGGACUGAGGCUGGCUGAGACCAAGAGAGAAGGUUCGUGACAGUGGAGAAACCACCUUCCUGAUCCCCUGGGGAAAACACCUUUCAGGAAACUGCCUGCUGUGCUUCCUGCCCAAACCUGUCACACUGCUUUGCAAAACACAUGUUCCUGUUCCCUCUUGCUAGAGAACAAAGUCGAGGUUGUUGCAGCUACUGAGCAAGGUCAGCUCAGCAGCCCUGCUGGCUGCACCUGCGUGGGACAGGCCUGCAGAGCCAGAGAGAGAAGGGGCUCUCCCUUCCCAGGGCACUGAGAGGCCUGUCCCCUGCCCUCAGCUGUGCUUUCAGCCUCCUCUGUCCUCCCUUCCAGGCUUGGGAACAACCACAUCACUGCCGCAGGUGCACAGGUGCUUGCCCAGGGCCUGCGAAGCAAUGCUUCCCUGCAG